This is a messenger RNA of Effrenium voratum, 2163 nucleotides long. NCBI's taxonomy places the organism in Eukaryota, Dinophyceae, Suessiales, Symbiodiniaceae. The record is from the annotation of a GenBank genome assembly.
AGAAGAUCGGGUUUGCCCGAACGGUGAGUAGCAGCCGACGGGCAAUGCGGCUUGUUGUUUGGCAGCAGCUAGCCAUGACAACAAGGACUUCUUAACUUCUUUUGGGUUGUUGUUCAUGAAUGUGUUUGCGAGACUUUGCAUUUUGGCUCCUGCGCGAUUGGACGAUGGUUUGUCAGAUGGGAAAAGUUGAAAGGCGCGAGGCCUCAGCGAGGCCUCAGCUUGGCCCGAGUGAGUCCGAGCCUUGCGCCAUGGAGCUCGACGGCAUCCUGGUGAGUCUGAACCAGCUAUGCGAGAAUGGCGUCGUGGAGGUAUCUCGGCUUCAGCAGGUUCUGGUGAAGAUUGGCAUGCAGCCCGGGGACGUAGACAUGGUCCUCAACAGCAUGCAGCAAGGUGGGCGGAUCAAGAUGGCAGAGUUCGCGGCCUGGAUUUCAGGCAGGCCACGAAGCACGGUGCCGUGGACUGACAACAUCAUUCUUGCAACAGACAGCUACAAAUUCAGCCACUGGAAGCAGUACCCACCAGGCACAGAGUAUGUGUACAGCUACUUUGAGAGUCGUGGAUGUGAUCGUGACGGCUGGAAUGACGUGGUGUUUUUUGGGCUGCAAUACUUUCUCAAACGCUACCUGGCUGGGCAAGUUAUUUCCCAAGAAAAAAUCGACGAGGCAGUGACAAUGUGUUCAGAGCAUUUUGUUGGGAACGGCCUCUUCUACAAAGAGGGCUUCCAGUACAUCUUGGACAAGCAUGGCGGCAGGUUGCCAAUCUCCAUCAAGGCACUGCCUGAAGGAACUGUGGUUCCUACAAAAACCGCAUUGUUCACCAUGGUGAACACGGACCCCAAGUGCUUCUGGUUGACCAACUUCUUGGAGACGCUGUUGGUUCAGGUGUGGUACCCCAUGACGGUGUGCACUAACAGCCGGUACCAGAAGCUGGCAAUCCACGAGGCCUUGAGGGAGACCGGCCACUCCGACUGGGCCAUCGGUGGAACCGCCUUCAAGCUGCACGACUUCGGCUUCCGCGGCGUGUCCUCCGUGGAGUCCGCCGCCCUGGGCGGUGCCGCGCACCUUGUGAACUUCCUGGGUACGGACACCGUGGCGGCUCUGCUCUGCACCAAGAGGUACUAUCAUGCCAAGAAGGCGGCGGGCUUCUCUAUCCCAGCGUCAGAGCAUUCCACGAUCACAUCCUGGGGUGUCCAGAAGGAAGUGGAUGCCAUGAGAAACAUGCUGCUCCAGUACCCGGCGGGGCUCGUAGCCUGUGUGAGUGACUCCUUUGAUGUCUUCAAGGCGUGUCGGGAGUACUGGGGCGACAGUUUGAAGGACAUGAUCAAGGGCCGCAUCUCCGGUGACAGCUGGGGGAGGCUAGUGGUGCGCCCGGACAGCGGGGAUCCGUCCGAAACCUGCGUGCAGAUUCUGCAGAUUUUGUGCGAACAGUUCAAAGAGGACGUGACGCUCACGUCCACGGGCCACCGCCUGCUGCCGCAGUACCUCCGCGUCAUCCAGGGCGACGGCGUGGACUACGCCUCGAUCCCCAAGAUCUUCAACGCCCUGAAGAGCGCCGGCUUCGCCGCCGAGAACAUGGUCUUCGGGAGCGGCGGGGCGCUUCUGCAGAAGCUCAACCGAGACACCUUCAAGUGCGCCUUCAAGUGCUCAGAAAUCACCAUCGCAGGCAAAGCUCGCGAGGUUUUCAAGGAUCCUGUCACAGACAAGGGCAAGGCCUCAAAGAAAGGCCGCCUCACUGUGCAGAAGGCCGAUGAAACCAUUGGCAGGGAAGAGGACCGAUACCAGCCCCGGCAGGGUGAGUCAGGAGUGCCUGGCGGACAUGGCUUCUUGCACUACAGUGCUGAUGGCCAGUAUGUCACCGUGGCUAGUGGGAAAGGCGACCUCGCCAAGGACUUAUUGGUGGAAGUCUUCCGCGACGGAGCUCUGUUGAAGGAUUGGACCCUGGACGAAAUCAGGCAAAAAGCUGAUAUUCCCAAUGGGCCUUUCUCACAGGCUUAAUCCUGCACCCAGUCCUUGCAUUUAUGUUUCACUGACGUUACAAAGUGGUAACCGUGAGCAUCACAGCCUGCCUGGGGUUGCGAGCUACACGACAUCGUGUGGGCUUGCUUGCUGAAUCCGUUGAGCCACACGUGCCAGAAAAGAGAGGAAGAAGAGGUUGUACGAAAGU